Messenger RNA from Oncorhynchus nerka (sockeye salmon), 2098 nucleotides. RefSeq names its product coiled-coil domain-containing protein 103. Gene Ontology annotation, cellular component: outer dynein arm. Gene Ontology annotation, biological process: inner dynein arm assembly; epithelial cilium movement involved in extracellular fluid movement; determination of left/right symmetry. The coding region runs from base 1268 to 2098 and encodes 276 amino acids. The record is from RefSeq and is a predicted model, not a curated record. The transcript has 4 exons. Lineage: Eukaryota; Metazoa; Chordata; Actinopteri; Salmoniformes; Salmonidae.
CAGCAACCAUCAGUCCUGUGUUCCAAUGGCAUGUUGUUUUAGCUAAUCCAAGUUUAUCAUUUUAAAAGGUUAAUUGAUUAUUGCGUCUUCCCGAAACAUGACCCGCCAAACCGCACUUCUUAACACCCACCCGCCAGCCACACCAAUGUAUCGGAGGAAACACUGUUCAACUGACUACCGGGUCAGCCUGCAGGCACCAGGCCUGCCACAACGAAUCGCUAGAGUGCAGUGAGCUUAGUAAAGCCCCCCCCGGCCAAACCCUCCCCUAAUCCGAUCACGGCCGGGUUGUGAUACAGCCUGGGAUCAAACCCGGGUCUGUAGUGACGCCUCUAGCACGGCAAUGCAGUGCCUUAGACUACGGCGCAACUCGGGAGGCCUUAUAUAUAUAUUGUGUGUGUGUGUGUGUGUGUGUUUGGUAUGUGGACAUUAGGACUUGGUUAGUAAAUAUACAAAUGUAGUAUUACAGUAAAUGUGUACAGAAAAUAAGUCGGCACACCCUGAUGUCCUCUACAUUAGACAUUUAUAAACAAGCUCUUAUUUAAUGUGAAGAAAUUAUAAAACUUUUUGAAAACACCCCAAGCUAUUCCUGAGAUACUUCCUUAGUAAAAACUAUUUUAAUUUCAAACUCACAAAAAUUGUAAUUACACACACACAACUUCGUUUUACCAUAAAAUGUGGUAAUUGUGAUUGGCAGCCAAUUUGAAGAACCAGUUAGCAAAUUCACACGCCGAAACACGUGAUAUCAUUGAAAAGCCCUGACACUCUCAAAUGUGCAACAGGACUGAACAAAGUUUUUUAAUUUUUUUUAAGUAUGACGUCAAUGAUACGGACCAAUAAAUAAUGUUCAUUGGUGUGGACAAAAAUGAGUUGCUGGGUCUCAGUAAAUGAGACAUAUCGUGGGGAACUUUUAUUUUGAAGUUGUGUUACACAUGGGCUUUUAAACACGGCUCGUGCAAUCCAGUAUCCUUGGAAGGUCCCUACUUUAAAACACAGCUAUAACAAACAUAUUUGCUAUCUUUGCUAAAACCCUAACCUUAAACCCAAAUCCUUACCUCAUUUUCAAAUUCAAUGGUGUUGGGACGUCCCAACCAGCCUAAAUAGUACCUUCCUCACCCAAGUUGUCAUGGUGACGACGUGUGUUUGAGAAAGGGGACACGGACUUGUAGCAAGAGCAUCAGGCUACAGCACAAACAACGUACCAACAACAAUGUCCAGAUAUUAAGAUUGUUCAUCAAAAUAAUACUAGCUAGCUAACCUAAAGCUCAGGAUGGAUAACUCUCCUGAGGUUUUAAACUUCUCAGCGCUGGAGCGGGAGUUGCAGUCUGCUGUAGAAGCAGACAAGAAAUAUCAAAGAGAAAAUGAUGCAAAGUUCCGUGCUCUACACCAGAAGGUCGGAACGUAUGAGGAGUUUAGGGACAUAGUCCUGGCAUCCAACCUGAAACCACUGGACAGGAAGGAUAAAGCUGGAGCUCCUCGCAAACAGCCAUGGAAUGCUCUCGCCUCCACUGACAAAGGGCAGAACCAGACUAGCUGUGAUGAAAUAGGCCUAAAGCCUCAGUUGUCCGAGUUCCAGCCCAGGACAGCAUCAGAGUUCAGCCGGGACUGGCGCAGGUUCGGCAGUGAAAACCCAGAAGAUAAAUACAGCCUCCUGCUCUCCCUAGGUGGAGAGGGCCUUCGGAACAUCUUCAGGGCUGAGGUGGGGUUCGGACUAUUGGGGGAAUUUCUUGUGUUCCUUUCCAGUGGUCUCCAGCCUGGGGAUGAGGCCAUGGUGAUAGGGAUCCUGGAGGGGCUGUCCAAGACCCCCAGGUUUGGCCUCAAUGUGUGCCUCCUGAGCCGGGCUGAGAGAGAGGCAUGUGGAGAUCUGUUUCAGAACCUGAGGAAAACAUCAGCAGUGGGGAAUAGCAGUGUCAAAGGAUCCAAAGGGGAUGUCAUUGUCCAUGGAAGUAAUGUGGAAGAGAUUAAAGAGACACAAGAUGCUGAGCCAGAGACUCUGUUUCCAGGACAGACCAGCGAGGCUGCCGGAAGAAGCAGUGAUACUGAGACUUUAAAUGGUAUAAUGCAGUUGUAUGGGGUACAAACGGUCUCUCCUCCUCAGUAA